Messenger RNA from Callithrix jacchus (white-tufted-ear marmoset), 5943 nucleotides. It is a transcript of the gene ARSG, whose product is annotated as arylsulfatase G. Gene Ontology annotation, molecular function: arylsulfatase activity. NCBI's taxonomy places the organism in Eukaryota, Metazoa, Chordata, Mammalia, Primates, Cebidae. The record is from RefSeq and is a predicted model, not a curated record.
CUCAUUUCCAGGGGGUGAUUUCGUUUUUAGAAGAGCUACUCCCCUCUGUUAGGCCCAGCCAAGUCACAUUCUUGGACAGCCAUGGGUUCUGACCUUCUCCACCCAGAGCCCUCCUCCUCAUCCAUGAGCCUUCCUUACUCUCUGGAAUGCAUUACCUCUUUUUUUUCUCUUGCUGGUAGUCACCUUAUCCCUGAAAGAAUUAACAGCUUGUAUCAGUUUUUAGUGGCUUAAAACAUGACCUCUCAGGAACAUGUGUAAGUGAAAAUAACAAUGGUGCUUACACAACCACAACACUUUUGGUGGUCAGAGUUCCGUUGCAGUUUUCAGCUAUAACACGGUUAUUUAUGAGGGAUCUUACAAACAGUUUGUAAUGGUAUUUAUAUUUGUGAAUAUUGUACUUUUUCUAUAGAUUGAGAGCAAGUUUAAGGUUUAUUUCAGUAAUAAUGUCUUUCUCACCUUACAUGGCGAAGUGUUUACUUGCAGGAAAGAGUUUAAUGGGGUUUUCCGUUGGGGUGCUAUAAAUGCUGAUGAUGGCUUGCAGGGUGUGAAUAUCAGCCCCAUUGCUGCCGGGGUGGACAGGUGGAAAACCCCAGACUUGACAGACCACCUCUGCCAGGUAGAUGUAUCUUAGAAAUCUAGAAAUUACAGUGAAUAUUUUAUGGACUGCCAGUGAGCAGACAGCAUUUCCUGCUUUUCUGUCUUAUCUUGAGGGUAAGACUUAAAGGUUUUUUUUUUCUUUUUUUGCAAUUUGAAAUCUAGAUUAUUUCAUGUUUGAUGUAUAUAGCAUGAUGUAAGGCACACUUUAUACCUGAGUCAGUGGUUUCCCUUGGAUUCAUUUUCCUACUUGAUUAAACCCAUUUAAGUCAUUUUAGAAAAUGGUGGUUUGCUAUUCAAAUUAAUUGGAGAGAAUACUUGGUCAUUCUGGUACCAAAAAGAGACUCUGAUGGAGCGUGGUGUUUUAUGGAUUCUGUUACAGGGCUGAUUUCCUCCUUGAAUAAUGUACUUGCAAAAUUAUUGUCCAUUUGAUUACAUUUUCUUUUUUUUUUUUCCAAUAAAGUAAGCACGGUUUUAGUCCUGUAGGUCAGUUUUUGUCACAAACUCUUUUGAACUAAGAUUUGCCUAGGUGAAUAAAUCGGGGAUGACAGUUGGCUGGAGAAGAUAUAAGGUCCAUUUGUGUCUACUCUGCAGUGUGAGAUUAGGAAAAGAAUCAUCUAACAAAUCGUUCACUCUUGCUAAACGUUGAACUAAACAUAAAUUUUAUAUAAUGCAUUUAUUCAGAAAUCAUACCUGCUGUGUAUAUCCUAUAUAUUUUUGGGCAAUUUCUUAGGAUUAAGCUUAAAAAUGUAAUUUGCCUACUGCAACUAAAUCUUUGUAGUUUUUUUUUUUUUCUUCACUAAUGAAUGGCUGUCAGUAUGAAAAUCUUUGUAGUUUUAAAAGAUAGUUUUCCCGAAAUAAAUCCAAGCAGAUCUUGCUCUGCAAAUGCUGAAUGAACAAAGUAUUGAGCUAAUAAAGAGGAUUAAUAAUUUUCUACUGCCUAAAUACUCUUAGAAAUCAGUGAAUUUGGAAUGCUGUUCAUUUAUGUCAUAGAUCCUGAUCCUGGGCACCGGUGGAGUUACUGUCUCUCCAGUCAAGAGAUUUUUUUCAGGCCUCAGGCUUUUCAUGGUGAGGGUUAAAUAGGAGAAUUUGGCGAGGAUUACCCGUCAGUUCUUGUCCAGCGUGCUUUUUGAAACACACAUUCCCCUGAUAUGCAUAAUUUACAUUUCAAGCCCUAGGAGGGACAGAGGGCCGCGUUGCUCCCCCAUGGGAGCAGGAGUGCUAAAAUCGAAGCAGGCAGCUGCGGGACCGCUAUAGCCUGCCCUGCGCUCGGGCCCUUCCCGAGCAGGAAGCGCGUCGCUGUUCCCGGCUGCGCCCAGGCGGGUGCGAGCGAGCGGGCCCAGCAGCUGCGAGCCGCCGGCGCGCCACCUGUUUCCGUUCCCGGGGACUUCCCCCGGCGGGGCUCAGCAGUGUGGGGUCGGUCGCUUGGCCUCCCCUGGUGUCAGCGACCCAGGGUAACCUCCUCCACUGCAGCCUGACGUGCGGGCCCGCUUUGUGGAAGAGCCACGUGUGCCACGCUCUGGGCAUGGCCUUGGAAAGUCAGGACCGCGACGGCAGCAGAGCAGUGAGUGGAAUCAUCUCUUGGGAAACCUUACAGAAACAUGAAGCCCUCAACCAUCUGGAACUGAGAAACUUAUUCGGGGUUGACUGCGGCUUCUAGAAUAUCCAGGUGUUCUGCAGAUGCGAGGACUCAUCCUGUAGUCACCAGAUGGAGUCCCAAACAGCUGUAAGGCCUGUGCUGUGGCUCUAAGGCCCUGAAUACAGAAAAGUCACUUUCUUAGUGGCCAAAGAGCAGUUGCUGACAUUGAUGUCUAACUACUGAACACAAUCAGUCUUUUACUGACCAUAGAAGAUCAAGACAAAUUAGGGAUUGCAAAUUUCCUGGUUCUCUUGAAUUAGGAUUCCCGAUGGAGGCCUCAUUUCUAUAGCCCCCACAUCCCUGUAGCUGUUAUCACUGCAAUCACCACCUGCCACCAGCAUCUUCUUGCAAACUUCAUCCUUGCUCCCCACAGACUUCCUGCAUUGGAAGUGAGCAGAAAGGAAGCUCUCAGAAACAUCUCUAGUGGUGGCUGCCAUCGCUGCAGACAACCGGAGUCCUGCCUUAAUCACCAUGGGCUGGCUUUUUCUAAAGGUUUUGUUGGUGGGAGUGAGUUUCUCAGGAUUUCUUUAUCCUCUUGUAGAUUUUUGCUUCAGUGGGAAAGCAAGAGGCCAGAAGCCGAACUUUGUGAUUAUUCUGGCCGAUGACAUUGGGUGGGGUGACCUGGGAGCAAACUGGGCAGAAACAAAGGACACUACCAAUCUUGAUAAGAUGGCUUCGGAGGGAAUGAGGUUUGUGGAUUUCCAUGCAGCUGCCUCCACCUGCUCACCCUCCCGGGCUUCCUUGCUCACUGGCCGGCUUGGCCUUCGCAAUGGAGUCACACACAACUUUGCAGUCACCUCUGUGGGAGGCCUUCCACUCAACGAGACCACCUUGGCAGAGGUGCUGCAGCAGGCGGGUUACGUCACUGGAAUGAUAGGCAAAUGGCAUCUUGGGCACCACGGCUCAUAUCACCCCAACUUCCGUGGUUUUGAUUACUACUUUGGAAUCCCAUAUAGCCAUGAUAUGGGCUGUACUGAUACUCCAGGAUACAACCACCCUCCUUGUCCAGCGUGCCCACAGGGUGAUGGACCAUCAAGGAACCUUCAAAGAGACUGUUACACUGACGUGGCCCUCCCUCUCUAUGAAAACCUCAACAUUGUGGAGCAGCCAGUGAACUUGAGCAGCCUCGCCCAGAAGUAUGCUGAGAAAGCAACCCAGUUCAUCCAGCAGGCAAGCACCAGCGGGAGGCCCUUCCUGCUAUACGUGGGUCUGGCCCACAUGCACGUACCCUUACCUGUGACUCAGCUACCAGCAGCACCAUGGGGCAGAAGGUUGUAUGGUGCAGGGCUCCGGGAGAUGGACGGUCUGGUGGGCCAGAUCAAGGACAAAGUUGACCGAACAGCAAAGGAAAACACAUUCCUCUGGUUUACAGGAGACAAUGGCCCAUGGGCUCAGAAGUGUGAGCUAGCGGGCAGUGUGGGUCCCUUCACUGGACUGUGGCAGACUCGUCAAGGGGGAAGUCCAGCUAAGCAGACCACCUGGGAAGGAGGGCACCGUGUCCCGGCACUGGCUUACUGGCCUGGCAGAGUUCCAGUCAAUGUCACCAGCACUGCCUUGUUAAGCGUGCUGGACAUUUUUCCGACUGUGGUAGCCCUGGCCCAGGCCAGCUUGCCCCAGGGUCGGCGCUUUGAUGGUGUGGAUGUCUCUGAGGUGCUCUUUGGCCGGUCACAGCCUGGGCACAGGGUGCUGUUCCACCCCAACAGUGGGGCAGCUGGAGAGUUUGGAGCCCUGCAGACUGUCCGUCUGGAGCGUUACAAGGCCUUCUACAUUACCGGUGGAGCCAGAGCAUGUGAUGGGAGCACCGGGCCUGAGAUGCAGCAUAAGUUUCCUCUUAUUUUCAACCUGGAAGACGAUAUCGCCGAAGCAAUGCCUCUAGAAAGAGGUGGUACAGAGUACCGGGCUGUGCUGCCCAAGGUCAGAAAGGUUCUUGCAGACAUCCUUCAAGACAUUGCCAAUGACAGCAUCUCCAGAGCAGACUACACUCUAGACCCUUCAGUAACGCCCUGCUGUAAUCCCUACCAUAUUGCCUGCCGCUGCCAAGCCACAUAACAGACCAAUUGUUAUUCCAUAAGGAGGAAUAUCUGGAAAUUCGACAGGCAAGUUUGCUUCCAAUUUUUACCCUCUUUACAAACACACACUUUAGUUUAGUCUUGGAAUUUAGUUUUGCAUGCACCACCUUACGUAUCCCUUCAGUAUUGUGUCUCUCCUCCACGCCAGCCUGAGGGAGCAGCUGAACUGCACUGGCUCUGGGCAGGGAGUGUGCCCUAAUGGGAAGCAUAUGGGCUUUGGAGUCAGACCCAGGUGCCAGCUCCGGCUGUAGAACUUGGGCAAUUAUUUAACCUAACUUACUUACAAGUUCAUUUUGAGAGUUAAAUAAAGGCAUAUGUGAAAAUGCCUGGUGUGUUACCUGACAUAGAGCAGAUAUUCAAUACAUUUCAGUUUCCUUGUUUCUCUGGUCGUUUUGGCAUGAAUCCAUUCUAAUUAGUAUCUGGGACAGAGCAUCUCUAUAUUUUUUUCCUUCCGCAAACCAGUGUACUCAUUGGUUUCCAUCUUUAAUAUGCAAACAAAUCAGCUGGGAUCUUAUAAGAAUCCAGAUUCUGUCUCAGUAGGUCUCAAGUGGAGCCUGAGAUCUUACAUUUCUAGCAAACAAUGCCUUGAAGAGCAUAGAUUUAGACCAGACAAAGUUAGGCCUUUUUCCAGAUCUCAGAGCAGACGAGUCCAUGGAUAAGACUGUGGCCCGAUCCGUCUCUUCUCCUUCUAAGGGUGAAAAUAUUGCAUUUAAAAGAUGUUAAAGAGUUCUUCCUGAUCCCUAAAACCAUGAGGAAAUAAAAUAAAAUGUAAAAACCUCAAAAAUGCAUUGCCAUGAUUUUAUUAUUAGUGUCCAAAAUGGGACUCCCAAGUAAUAAAUGAUUUCAGUCACAGCAAAAUAAAGACUUUGCUUGGCUAAAAUAGUCUCUCUAAGUAUGUAAUAUACACAAAAUACAAUUCAAAGAUAUGUUCCUAUAAGUACAUUCUUUACAUGGCAUAUAUUUAAAAAGGAGGCCCCUUUUAAUAUAAAAUUCCGGUUAUAUACCAAUAUGGUUAAUCAGCAUUUACACUGUGGUUGGAACAUAUUAAGAUAGCAUAAUGUAUAUACGAUAUCUCCCAUGCCCACUGGCAACCAGGGUUGUGGGAAGCUUGGUGAGGAGUUAACCACGUCCUGUGGUUUAAGCAGUGUAGCACCCGGGAUUCCUGCCCCCCUUUCUGCUCACACAAUUGCACUCCAUUCUUCCACCUUCCUUCUUUUCUCCAAAACCACCUGAUAGGGGAUGUCCUGAUUUCUGAGGUGUGCUUCUCAUCAUGACUGCUUCGUUUUGCCCUUCUGAUUUCCACGGCACAAGAUUAUCUACCAAAAUCAAAACAGAAUGGCCUUACCUUCUCAGAAAGAGGCUGGUAGGCAGGUGCAUUAUCAACAGGUCUGUGCCCAUGUCAAGUGAGCAGGGGGAGGCUGGGCACUGCCAAGUUUUUCUGUCUGACCUCGCUCAUGGCCACAGAACACUCAUGCAGCUUCUUUAGGUUUAGACAAGUAUGACACAUUUCUAGAAAAUACUGACUGUACAAAAAUGUCUGUGUGAGUGUGUGUAUUUAUAUGUAUAAAUUUUUUAAAGGCUUAUCUUACUUGUAAACAUGGACUGCUCAAUCACUAUUAAAAAGUCAGUUUAGGUUGGUCA